GUCGGGCAAAAGUGAAGGGGCCUUCAUUUUCGCAACACACAACAGACACUAAUCGCUCCGAGUCCACAAUUUCCUUCUUCGGCCCGCGACCCGGAUUAGUCGAACAAAAGGUUUCCACUCGCAGUUUGGUGCAGUGUCCCUCGGUGUGUGAAGAAAAAACACAAGUAAACGGUGCUACUCCUAGUUAAGCGUCGUCUAGGGCCAACUCGCUUCGAUCAUGCAGCUUCUGUCGGGACUGGUUAAAACAACGCUCCCCAACUACCUUUCCGGGCUGCCCAUUCCGGAUAGUUUCGGAGGAUGGUUCCGGCUAGGAUUUAAGGACUGGCUGUCGCUCGUCCCACCGACGGCCGCUGUCGCCGGCGUCGUCUACAUGUCCUACUUGGCGUUCUGUCCCGAAGCCCGGCCAAAGCCAUCGGGAAAGGCAAACAACAAGAUCCGGCUAACCGAAGCCAAGGUGGUCGAUAUGAUCGACAUCGAGGAUAUUACCGAGAAGGCUGCCUUCUGUCGCUGCUGGAAAUCCGCCAACUGGCCCUACUGCGAUGGAUCACACGGAGCGCAUAAUAAGGAGUGUGGCGAUAACCUCGGCCCGGUGGUCGUUCAACGCAAGAAGAACUAAUCGAUCCGAACCGACACAGUGGUGGCGGUGGCAGUGGCGGCUGCGGCGGCGAGUGAUACUCUCGAUUACAGUGAUUAGACUUAGGCUGUUGUUGUUGUUGUUGUGUACACCACAUUUUCAUUGGAAAAACUCAUCAAAGACAGAAAAAUCCAACCGGCAACAACCAAAAUUCAUUUCAUUUUCGUUUCGUUCCCUAGGAGCCCGUUGUAUUUCUAAUAUUGCAUUUCGCCUACAGUAGGCAUAGGUGAGAAGCCGCCGAGCGUUGUGGCACAGUUUUGAAACAGAUUUGCAAACAGAGCAGGCUCGAAAACAAAGUUUUUAACGCCCAAGCGUGUUAAAGCAAGGCUUCCACCAAAGGCCACCGGUGCGGUUGGUGCAUAGUAGGGCGCUCAUCCCAGAAAGCUAAACCUAUCCCGCAAGAAACAUCAGUCUUCUUUUUCUUUUGCUAUCUUGGUAAUGGGACUAAGCUCUUGCUAAACCUAAUAAACGUUCUUCUUACAUCGUA
Messenger RNA from Anopheles aquasalis, 1121 nucleotides. It is a transcript of the gene Cisd2, whose product is annotated as CDGSH iron sulfur domain 2. Gene Ontology annotation, molecular function: 2 iron, 2 sulfur cluster binding. Gene Ontology annotation, cellular component: mitochondrial outer membrane; intracellular membrane-bounded organelle. Gene Ontology annotation, biological process: regulation of autophagy. The record is from RefSeq and is a predicted model, not a curated record. NCBI's taxonomy places the organism in Eukaryota, Metazoa, Arthropoda, Insecta, Diptera, Culicidae.